Zymoseptoria tritici IPO323 is the source of this 2013-nucleotide messenger RNA. RefSeq names its product nucleolar GTP-binding protein 1. The record is from RefSeq and is a predicted model, not a curated record. Lineage: Eukaryota; Fungi; Ascomycota; Dothideomycetes; Mycosphaerellales; Mycosphaerellaceae. Gene Ontology annotation, cellular component: nucleolus. Bases 40 to 2013 code for a protein of 657 amino acids. Gene Ontology annotation, molecular function: GTP binding; RNA binding; GTPase activity. The transcript has a single exon. Gene Ontology annotation, biological process: ribosomal large subunit biogenesis.
CUCCACUCUCUCCCAUCCUCGACAUACCACACCGCCAACAUGAAGGUGACGUGGAAAGAUAUCGCGCCGGUGCCGACCUCGCAGGAAUUCCUCGACAUCGUCCUCUCCCGCACACAACGCCGCCUGCCUACGCAAAUCCGAGCGGGUUUCAAAAUUCACCGCAUUCGAGCCUUCUACAUUCGAAAAGUCAAGUACACCUCGGAGACGUUCGCCGAGAAGAUCUCAGCCAUUCUGGACGGAUUCCCACGUCUCGCCGACAUCCAUCCUUUCCACAAAGAUCUGCUCAACACACUCUACGAUGCCGACCAUUUCCGGAUAGCCUUGGGUCAGCUGAACACCGCAAAAGGACUCAUUGAGACCGUAUCGCGAGAUUAUAUCCGUCUGUUGAAGUAUGGACAGAGUCUGUUUCAAUGCAAGCAGCUCAAGCGCGCUGCGCUGGGUCGCAUGGCCACAAUCUGCAAGCGACUGAAAGACCCGCUUGUCUACCUCGAGCAAGUGCGACAGCAUCUUGGUCGUCUUCCCGGAAUCGACCCCAACACUCGCACACUUCUGAUCUGCGGAUACCCGAAUGUCGGCAAAUCCUCUUUCCUCAAGAACAUCUCCCGAGCCGACGUUGACGUUCAACCUUACGCUUUCACCACAAAGUCGCUGUUCGUGGGACAUUUCGACUACAAGAUGCUGCGUUUCCAAGCGAUCGACACACCGGGUAUUUUGGACCACCCCCUUGAAGAGAUGAACACUAUCGAGAUGCAAAGUAUCACAGCCAUUGCGCAUUUGCGAAGUGCCAUCAUGUACUUCAUGGAUUUGAGUGAGCAGUGUGGAUACAGUGUGCAGGCACAAAUUGCUCUGUUUGAGAGCAUCAAGCCUCUUUUCGCCAAUAAGCUUGUGUUCAUCGUGAUCAACAAGAUCGAUGUGAUGCGCCCAGAGGAUCUCGAUGCGGAAACACAGGAGCAAUUGCAGAAGUUGUUGAAGGGAGCGAACAUUGAGAUGCUCCAGCUCUCUUGCACAACGACUGAGGGUCUGAUGAAUGUUCGAAAUGCGGUUUGUGACAGACUCCUGGCCGAGCGAAACGCACAGAAGCUCACCGCUGGUACCAAUGCGUCUGGCGAGGUUACUGGACGACUCGGCGAUGUUCUCAGAAGAAUCCACGUUGCGCAGCCACUGGGUGGUGUGAAGUGGGAGCCAUCCAUUCCUGAAGCAGCGCUCAACAAGAUGAAGUACGACAAAGACGACCCGAACAGGCCCAAGCUUAUGCGCGACAUCGAGGAGGAGAAUGGUGGAGCCGGCGUAUUCAACGUCAACCUCAAAGACAACUAUCUCCUCGAAAACGACGAAUGGAAGUACGACAAGAUUCCAGAAGUCGUGGACGGCAAGAACGUAUACGACUUCAUCGAUCCCGACAUCGAGGCCAAGCUCGCCGCCCUGGAGGAAGAGGAGGAGCGCCUCGAGGCUGACGGCCAUUACGAUGAGGAGGAGGACCUCGAAGAUGCGGAGGAUGCGGACAUUGCCUACAAGGCGGAGCUGAUCCGCGAGAAGAGACAGCUGAUUAAGAACGAGAACAAGAUGCGGAAGUCGCUGAAGAACCGUGCUGUCAUUCCUCGAUCAAAGAAGGCAGUGGAGAUGGAGAAGAUGGAGGCUGCUCUCCAAAAGGCCGGCUACGACACUUCAGCAAUCGCCGAGCGUGCCCGCUCGCAAUCGCGAGGACGUGUUAAGAGCCGCGCCGACACCGAAAGCGCAUACGAUCCCGAUGCUAUGGACCUUGAUGAGGACAAGAAGGCCCGUCUGUCUCGCAGCAUCUCUGUUGCACGUGCGAGAAGCCAGAGCACCAACAGGAGAGAUGACGGUGUCACGGAUGUGACUGCACGUAGCAAGGCCGAUCGUCUUGCGAAGUUGGGCCAGAAGAAGAUGAACAGAAUGGCUCGACAGGGUGAGGCUGAUAGGCAUACGACUGCUGCGAAGCCGAAGUGGCUCAUUGCUGGAAAGAGAGGUGCUGGUAGCACGAGAAGUCGUUAA